Molecule: messenger RNA, 1881 nt
Organism: Humulus lupulus (European hop)
Lineage: Eukaryota; Viridiplantae; Streptophyta; Magnoliopsida; Rosales; Cannabaceae
Product: amino acid transporter AVT1J-like
Exons: 4
Coding region: 201-1520 (439 amino acids)
Cellular component (GO): plasma membrane
Source: RefSeq, a predicted model, not a curated record
AGUACAUACUACUAUAUGAGUACGUUUCUCGUCUAUCUAACCCAAUAGCCCAAAAGCAUUGGCUCUCAUCAAAGACCCUCUCUCCCUUUCUAGAGUCUCUAUUUCAAAGCUGAAAAGGACAGUCCGAGCAAAAGCUAGCUGGUUUCUCUUGGCCCUGAGAAAGAGAAGGAGAUAGAGAGUUGUUACUCUGUUUAUUUGCAAUGGAUGCGAAGGCAGUAGUAGAUGACUAUUCCAUGCCACUUCUGGUUGGUGAAAAGCAACAACAUGGGUUAUUAGGAAGAAGAGAAGAGGAAAUCGAAUCAAAUAAUCAUAAUCAUGAUUACCAGAAAACGAAAUCGUCUUUUGUCAAAACCUGUUUCAAUGGUUUAAAUGCUUUAUCAGGAGCUGGAUUACUUUCAAUCCCAUAUGCACUAGCCUCGGGAGGAUGGCUAAGCUUGAUACUUCUCUUUGUUAUAUCUAGUGCAGCUUUUUAUUCAGGCAUCCUUAUAAAGAGGAGUUUGGAGCUUGAUUCCAUAAACAUAACAACUUAUUCUGAUAUAGGCUAUCGUGCUUUUGGGAACAAAGGAAGAACAAUGGCUGCCAUUCUCAUGUACACAGAGCAGUACUUAGUGGCAACUGGUUUUCUAAUCCUUGGUGGUGAUAACCUGAACAACCUAUUUCCUGGUGUUAAGCUUGACAUUUCAGGAGGAUUAGCACUCGAUGGCCAACAAUGUUUCAUUCUGAUCGUUGCUCUAGCUAUAUUACCCUCGGUUUGGUUUGAUAACUUGAGCCUUCUUUCUUAUGUCUCGGCAAGUGGGGUUAUAGCCUCUUUGGUCAUCUUUUUGUCCAUUGUUUGGGCUGGUGCUUUUGAUGGCAUUGGGUUUCAUCUUGAGAAGACAUCUCUUCUUAAUUUGAAGGGACUUCCUACUGCCGUUAGCUUGUAUGCCUUCUGUUAUUCUGCCCAUCCAGUCUUCCCCGGCCUUUAUACCAACAUCAAAAACAAAAAUCAAUUCUCUAAUGUACUUGCGUUAUGCUUCUUUCUAUGCACAUUUACAUAUGCAGCAAUGGCAGUAUUAGGAUACCUGAUGUACGGGUCAGAUAUCCAAUCAGAGAUCACGUUGAACCUGCCGACAAAGAAUCUGAGCUCAAAAGUUGCCACAUACACCACCUUGAUCACUCCCAUAGCCAAAUAUGCCAUAAAUGUGACACCUAUUGUGGAUGAAGUCAAACGUUGCUUACCAAAUUAUCUCAGCCCCAAAUUCUCCGGUAUGAUAAUAGGUACCACCAUCUUAAUAAGUAACGUUGUGGUAGCACUCACAGUACCCUUCUUUGCUUCUCUAAUGUCACUGGUCGGUGCCUUUGUCAGUGUCACAACCGCCAUUACAUUCCCAUGUCUAUGCUACUUCAAAAUAUCUGGUAAUUACCAAAGAUUUGGAUAUGAAACCGUAGUUUUAAUCAGCAUAAUGAUGAUGGGUAUUGCAGUUGCUAUAUGUGGUACUUACACCUCUUUGAUAGAUAUAUUAGGGAAGCUUCAAUCAUAAACAUGAGAAUGUAAUGGCUGUUGUGACAUUUGUUUUGUUAUUCAAUGUGUUGUACUAAGAAAACGAGAGAAAAUUAAACAUGGGUUUAGCCUGCGGUUGUGUGGCUGCUUCGGCCCAAGAAUAUGACUGCAUUUUUUGGGCUUCCACCGUUGGGCCUCGCCAUCUGCGUACGGACGUGUAUCUUCGUUGAGUACUUCUUCAUCCUUCAGACUAGCAAAGAAGUGUGCUAAAUGUCAAAUUUGUAGUACGUGCCACGCAGUGUAGAAAACUUUAAAUUCCGCGAAUUCUUUUUGUGUGAUGUUCUAUUAUUGUUGUGGUAAAAUAAAUGAUUUGUGUUUAAAUAUUAUGUUUACUUAUUUUA